This is a messenger RNA of Panicum virgatum (switchgrass), 11737 nucleotides long. Its product is annotated as cytochrome c biogenesis CcmF C-terminal-like mitochondrial protein. The record is from RefSeq and is a predicted model, not a curated record. Gene Ontology annotation, biological process: cytochrome complex assembly. Bases 8033 to 9475 code for a protein of 480 amino acids. Lineage: Eukaryota; Viridiplantae; Streptophyta; Magnoliopsida; Poales; Poaceae. The transcript has 2 exons.
UUGGCUAUUCUUUUCCUUUCCAUAAUUAAAUAUAAUAAAUGAAGAAAAUCGGCACUCGCGAAGCAGAGGUAGGCACGAAGUGAUUACUGUUUUCACUCCAAAAGAAAGAGAAAGACCGAUAGGGGGAGCACAGUGGAGCUACAGACUUUCACUCCUCUCAUGGUUCAGAAAAGUAAAACACUCGCUCCCUACUCACCUCAGGUAGUACUUAACAUAGUCCUAACUCAACUGCCAGGAGUUUCAGAGAGAAUUGGUUUGCAGCGCAGCGGCUCUUGACCAAAGCCUACCUUUCCCUUUUCUUUGCAUUGAAUUUCAUUGCUUUAGGCGAGCUAUUAAUUGAACAGGCCGCAUCUCAAUACGAUCCUUUUCAUGCUCUGAUACCGAGGAUGGGUUCUUUUCUGGUAGCUAGGUAAAGGAACCUGAUAGCAUUAUCUUUUUAUUUUGCUAGCGCAAGGAAUCGUUGUCUUCGUACGCUUCUAUUCGUAGUCAUCUAUUCGUAGAAAUUGUAGGAUGCCGUUAGCGAAGCAUCUUCACGGGUUUCUGCUUGGUUGGUAUUUUUUCCUGCCAUUUCAUCCGUGAAAGCUCAAGUAGUUUCGGUUUUUUCAUCUAUUUAUACCGCUUCUCGCAAGGAAGAGGCCCGCUUCAGUCAAGGCCAAGGUUGUAGUUCCGAGAAAGGAUAGUACUUCUGUUCCUCUACGGGAUAUACGGCAAAGGUUUCGCAAUAGUUGUAGAGAAAGUCCAUCCCUCAAUCACGGGACAAUCCUCCAGGGCAAAGGUACUUCCAAAGCAGACAAGGUUCAUCUGUGCAUGAAAGGAAUGAAACAAAUUCAAUAGAUUCAAUAGGGUCAUCCCCACCGAGAUCGGUACCUAUCUAGAUCCCCAGCUUCGACAAGGCGUCCUCCUUCGCAUUUUGCGACCAUUCCCACGAGGACUACGAUUCGGAUUAUCUAAUGUCAUCCCCAAACAUAAUUACACCUUUUAAGAGGAAGGGACGGCCACAGCUGGCGGAGCCAAGCAUCGGAUGUAGUUCCUCGAAAGCAAUUCAAAGGCACGGGAUAGACGCACGAUUUCAAUCAAUUCUCUAGUUGUAUAGUAGUAGAACCGGUGCACGGCAGGGACGAAGUUCUGUUAGAGGGUAUCCAGCUGUUGAAGCUUGGCAGUGGAAUCCCUUACUCCUUGAAUCAAAUAGAAUGUAGUAAGGGUUGUAGCAUAGGCUGAGAAAAGAAUAGAUCAAUAAGACAAGGCUUUCACCAGAGAAAGACAGUCUUCCCCGAGAAGACAGGGUUUAUCGAUAAAGAAACACCUUUUAAACCCUUAUUGACCAGGUGCGUGCUGAAUUCAUAGGGUUAUUAAUGAGGACACAGAGCAACAAAGGGUAUAGCUACUCUCGAGUACUAUCUCGAUUGAAGUAUUACCAAUCGUUGGUGAUAACAUCGUGCUUGAAUGUAUUAGUGGGAGAGUGGAAGGGUUAGUAGGUUGAAGAAUGGAAAGACUCUUAUAUUCUGUCUCAGACAGUUGAUGAAUCAUGGUGAUAGGUAAUGAUGUGUAGUGGUGGGCUGGGGUUACUUGUAUUCUCCAUUUCUGCUGUGGAUAGAUUCCUUUGCAAACAUAGUGAAGUGAGUUUGAUCAAUUCAUUCUAUUUCGUUGAUAGCCUCACACGCACCUUUUGUUUACUUAUCUUUUGAACCUUUUGUUUACCUAUCUUUUGAAGUGGUAAUAGCAAUAGCAAUAGAAAUAGGAAUAGGAAGACGAUCAUCAUUGCUGGUGGUAUCCCCUCCUAACCGUGGCUUUCGGGGGAAGAGCGCCCCUUGAGAAGGGAUGGGAGCGAAGCCUACGUUGAUCUAUGAGACCUCGUUCCAAAGUCUUUUUCCAAAAGAGCACAUCCCACUUCUAACUUCAAUCUUCGAGGAAAUUUGGCUAUCUUGUGUUUAUUCUAUUUGCUAAUUGAUAGAUUUAUUUUUCUGUGUAACAGGAGGCCCGGGCAUUGUUAGGUAGACUGGAAACAUCAGAGAGGAAAUUUUGAUGCAGCAUUGCGGGUUCUUCAGGGAAUUGAUAUAAGAAGUUUGAGGCCACGAAUGACCAGUGCUAUUGCUGAAAGUAUCAAGUCUAGAGUGCCUCCACGUUCUUCAAGAAGGAAAACCUCACAAGUGAACGGAAUGCUAAUGCAUAUGUCAAUGCAUUCUGUAAGCUUGCUUCUAGAGGCCAUAUUGCUUAAAGCAAAGUCAUUGGAAGGCCUUGGUAGAGUAACAGGUAGGUAUUAACUAGAUUUUUCUUUUCCUUUUACUAACAUUCUGCCUUUAUUCUACUUCUUUCUCGUCUGUGUCAAUGAGAAGUAAGAGUAUUCUCGUACUACGAAGAAUAGGCAAAUCUUUGAUUUGGAAGAGUUUUUUACUCAUAUCUUUUUUUCAGGGAAAUAUGCCUUUAAGAGGAAAUGAGUGACUUUCUGCCGGAGAAUAGUAGUCAUCUGUACUCGUCUUUUGUCCUUCCAUACUUACUAAGCAAACUAGGUCACACCUGGACAACUAGGGAACAUAAGCGGGUGAUCUAAUCAGUGGGGAAAGCUGUUCAUAAGGACCGGUGAGAUGGUACUCCCCUGUGGUAUCCCAAUAACCGUAUUCCCAUGGGCAUUUCCUCAAAAAUAGGCUGUUUUGAGAAAGGAAUCUAUUAGCUGCACAAGUCCAGAGUUGUGUGUACCCCUAGUGAAAGAGUGGAGGAGUUCAGACGCAUAUCGAUACCAAAGUGAGAAGCCUCUUAAUGAUGGAGAACCCGCCUCUGCCAAAUGCCCAAUACAAGCAAGCAGGGGGAGCGGAUUCCCAGAGAGAAUUCCCGUGUUACUCUGAUAUUAGAAAUAGAGGAAACUAGCACUUUAGAAAGAAUGCAGAAAAAUGAUGGAACUAGAACGAAGCUCUACAAAGUUCACAACUCACCAUUGCAACCGUAGGUGGAUACGCCUGCUGGACGGAGUCAGCAAAACCCAAAGCAAGAUAGAACGUAACGGAGACUUUCCGGAUCCCUCAACCUCCUAUCGGUAUGUAUGAGGCUUCGCCAACUUAGAAUACUGAAUUUAGGCAAGACCAACAGCUACUUCAUCUCCUGAUUUCAGCGUUCCGUCUUUACGUCCUGUGGUGGGGAAGUAUAGUGCAAUCUACGUCCAACCAUGGGUUCUAUCGGAAUAUCAUCGGUCUUACCACAACAUUCUCCAUUCCUGAAAAUUCCUCCUUGGGUAGAUUCUAUCAAAAAAUCCCAGUUCAACUUUAUUAGCCUAUCCUUAUAUGCUCCAAGGAUUCAGCCUGCUACUAUAUCCAAUCCAUCCGAGUUGUCCCAAUAAAGCGGAUUUUACUUUAAUACAUCUCAGUGUACUUUCCUUAUUGGUCUUACUCAGAUACUUACUCGGGUUAUUACAAUAUGGACAUAGUCAUUUAUUGCCCAGUCCACUUAUCUUUCUCCUUUUCUUUACGGUUAACAGGGUCAACUAACCAAAACCUUUGCGGUUCAUCACCAGUUACGGAUCGUAACAACUAUCACCAUCACCCCGAUCACUCCGAUAACUGAUACCCAGUGCCGCGAGUGGAAUGACAAUGAAGCGAGUCUAGAGGUACCGGCAAGUUCUCCUGUGAAAAGAAGUGGAACUAAACAAGCUAGUGUUUUUAAUAUGCAAGGAACGCGGGUCAUACCCGUACAAGUUCAGAAAGAAAUCCUGGGAAAAGACGAGCAGAUAAAAGUUCUCUUGCCCGUACGCUGGUAACCUAGCCCUGCCGUACGCAGGUUUCUUGAGUCCCGCCCUGCCUAUCGAGAAAAGUGAUUGGAAUAACUAUCUUCCUUCCAUUGAAAUCUGAGCAUCGCUAAUAGGAGAUUUUCUUAUAUUUCCAUGGUAUUCCUCCCUUCGUCAUCUUCGAUUUGCAGAUUUUAAACAAACGGCUAUACGAGUUUUUGAGUACCAACGAAGGAGUGCCAAGGAACUAAAUUAGCUCGAGUGGAGCUGGGCAACCAAUUCAAUGACUUUUUCGUAAUGAAAUGACUUGACUGCUGGUUGAGAGUCAAAAAGAUACCAAAGCCAGUGGUGGAACGGAAGUGAUUAGGGGAAGGAAGGAAAGAAAGGUAAAGAAAGAAAGCUGAACGUAACGGAAGUGAAAAGAGCGAUUCCCCUAUCGACAAAAGUGAUAAAUUACAAUUUACCUACCGCUUGCCUUCUACAGGAUGGGUCCCCUCCCUCCGUAGGCUUACGGCAACAAGACCAAUCCGCUCGAUCCACUAAUAAAAUAAGUUGGAGACUACUAAUCUGCCAAAUCUGCUGUAGCUUUCCCAACGCCUGGGGGCUUAGUUACGUAUCAUAGGUAAAUCUCUCCAAAGUCGUUAGCCUAUCGUCAUACUAUGUUAUAGCCCGCCCUUGCCUAGUUGACAGCUUUUUUGAUAUCUGCUUUUAUGACUCUAUUGACCGUAGGCCAACGUUUGACUUCCUGGAAAAGAGUGAUAGCGCCCCGUCUCGGCCGAAAUCCAUGCGAAUGCACGGAAAAUAGAGGAUCAAAUAACAGGUUCAAUAAGUGGGCUAGUCCUAGCCCUCCAUUACGAUCCUAUCUCUCUCCGCAGGUUGAGUUAUAGGUCGAAACAUUCCCGGUUUGUUCGCUUUUGGUAUGAACGACCGAAACAUUGCCGAGAAGCGAAAGGUUGAUGUCAACAACUCACACUGAAUUUCCUCCAGUUCCUCCCUUUGUGGCAGAGCGAGCGCCUUGACUAAGAUAGAUUGACUCUUUCAUUCUUGCAGCCUAUUCUGGUUCCAAUCGCGUUUGAGGAAAACCCCCUUUGGCAUCAAUGAAACUCUGUGAUAUAGGAGUUCACUCAUUUCGUUUGAGAGAUAGUGGAAUUUAUUCUUUCAACACGUACAUCGACGAGGGUGUCGAUGACUUGAGUGAGGGUGAGGAAUGGUCAUGUGCUAGAGGCCGUACCGUUGGAGUAAGACCUCAACAAGGGGGUGUGCAGUUUAAAUGUAAAUGACGAGCAUGGAGAGGCCAAGGUCAUUUGUAAUUAGGUGUGGCUGAUGCAAGAAGACUGGCGAGCUGUCCAUGGUGAGACUCGUUGUGAUGCUACUGCAGGAGGCAUCCUGGUGUAGUUGAGGGCGCAGGACUUCUGUGCGGGUACAACUGGCACUUAAAAGACCUUCCGUGUAGAUGAGUUCUCUUGAGUGAGACUAAUCGAGUUACGAAGAAACCUUUGCGAUGGUGCUGUGCAGUUGGGUUCUCUAUGGAGGAACUUCGUUGUGGGGACCAAGGGGUCUUCUUAAGAAGAGUUGCUUUGAUGAAAAGAGUGUAGCCAUGAUGGCAAGUCAAGGUGGGGCCCUGUGAAGGCAAGCCUUGUGUAUGUUGGCGUGAUGACGAGAGAAAGGAAAUGACCUUGAACAAUAGCAGUCUGUAGCACACCCUGCAAUGACUUCGACCAGCGGACCAGCCUAUCCAAUACCCUACGCCAUGCUUGAUGGCUUGGCCUGUGGCUUUGUUGACCAGUGCAAAGGCCCGACAACCGUUCUGAGAGUCGCUGGAGAAUGGCCAAUAAGCUGGAUUCCCUCCUUGCUUUACCUACUUUUUUUCCAGCGACUGCUACUGAUUCCUUUAUUUCCCACGUAACCUUUACUUCUAUCUGGAGAAGAUCCAUUACCUAGCUCUUAUUCCGGCAUGAUCAAAUCGAUACCAACAUUCAAGAGCGGAUAAGGCUAAAAAGAGAAAAAGCAGGGCUUAGGGGGAGGAAUCCAUUUAUUAUUUAUUUAUUAGCCUUAGCCUAGGCCCAACUAUGUACAGAAAUCUAUCUAUUAUUGCCUGCAUCGACAGCAAAGUAAACUCUCGCUGAUGAUAGAAGAACAACUCUUAGGGCAGUAGCAAGGAAACUAUGAGCUAUUUAUUGUUCCUUUCUUAGACAGGCUACAAGAUAAAGGAUGGCUUAUGGUCUAUUUUCUUACUUUACUAUCCUGCCUGACUUGGCAAAUAAAAGAGAACCCCAUUUCGCCCGGAAUUGGACUUGUUUGCUACCUUGGGAAAUCUUUAUGCUUACCUACUUGCUGACCUUAGGAUAGGAAAUGCAUAUUACCUGAAAGCUAGUCGCUCGGCUGGCACGCUAUCAAAGCACUUAGGAUUGGCUGGAACAGAACCCCCGAGAAACUUUUUAACAUUUCGGAGAAUAUAGAGAGGAGGGAGAUAAAUGUAUAUUUUGUAUCGUUUCUUCGAUACCUCGCUUACGUUUAACUUCCCUUCACCAACCUCAGAGGGUACUACGGGCUUAGACUCUCUAAGAUAUCCAUCACUAAACUAAAGAAAGUAGCGAAAAUCAUAAGAGAAGCUUUGUGUUCAGAAGGUUGGGAAGGAGUACGCCCGGUUUGUCUUGAUUUGCUUCAUCCAUGAUUCCCCUUGUGGAGUGAAGUGGAAUGCUAAAGAUACAAAAGUGAACCGUAGGAUCUCGUCUUACCCCAUUGACAAAACUUGUCCAAGAAACCCUGUAUGUAUCGACUAUGUAAAUAAAGCCCUAAUGUUUCAAUUCCGCAUACACCAAGAACGACCAAUUAGCUCUAGCCAAACCUUGAACAUAAUUUUUCAUUUAUGCCCAAAAGGGACAACUGGUUUUGCCCAUUGGUUCAAAGAAGUAUUCAAAUUUCCUUGGAUGUGUAUUAUUCUUCUGGAUUUGGUCGGUUGUAUUAUAUAUCGACUUUAAAAUAUAAUAUAAAAAUUGAGCAUUCUACUGUCAAUGAAGUACAUACUAAAAUUGGGAAAUGUUGAGCUCUAUUGUUUGGAAUAGGCUCGCUCCAUCCUUCCGCCCGGCUGUGCUUUUACCUUUUUUUUUUGGUAGUGGUCUCCUGGUAUUUUUUUUUGAAACGCCUGCCUUUUCCAAUGAUGGUGGAACCAGAUCCAACACUUUCGGGAUAUCUCCCCGUGCUGCGCUCAGCAUGUCCCACCAUCUGAGCUAACCUGUCCUUAGCACGGACAGCACUCAAUAUCUCGCAGCGGAAGCGGAAUAUGUCUACCGGAGUACGCUCCGCAAAGCUCCUCACUCGGCACACAAUCUAUAUCCAAGUCCCCCAUCGCACUCCACAAGUUUGGGACGACCCCUUUCUUAACGGUGCCUUAACACAAGGCUUCCCUACUAAACCAGUACACUAAGUACGGGAUCACUACUCAUGACUCCUUGGUCUUCAUAGUCCUCGAGAACACGAUCAACAAUGUCUCCCAUACAUUGUAUGACGAAAUGCCUCCUCACUAUCCAAUCAAAAACCGGACUUCCAAGAUCCAUCUCACUCAGACCCUUUUGAAUGUAGCGGAUAACAACGGAGCGGGGCUAUCGAAUUGAUAUGUAUUCGAAUCUUAGGAGCUGGUAAUCACUGAUAUGCUCAUAUUGGUGACGUUAUUGUUGCUGUAAUCAAAGAAGCAGUGCCCAAAAUGCCUCCAGAAAGAUCAGACAGAAGUAAGACGAGCUGUAAUUGUACGUACAUGUAAAGAACUCAAACGUGACAACGGUAUGAUAAUACGAUAUGAUGACGAUUGUCAUUGAUCAAGAAGGAAAUGAAAUCCAAAAGGAACUCGAGGUGCGAUCGCUCGGGAAUUGAGACUUAUGAAUUUCACUAAAAGAGUCUCAUGAGCUCCUGAGGUAUUAGAAAUACUAGUAGUAGAGACUAUGAUAUAGUAGGGUACCUGAAUAUAGAUCAAUUAGUAGAUUGUGUCUGACGCAUAUACAUGAAAAAAGCAAAUAAUUAUAUAAUAAUAAGAAAAAGAAUUCUAAUCUUAAUAAAAGGAAGGGUUCGAAUAGCAUCUACUAAUAUUAUAUUACCGAAAACUUUGUGAAAAUACUUCUACGAGAAGGUUUUAUUGAAAACGUUCGAAAACCAUAGGGAAAGUAACAAAUCUUUCUUGGCACGUGCCCCUGCUCCUGGUCUUCGAACUAGUCAUUAAUGGUCGGCAACAUAGGUACCGUACCCUUUUUCGGUAUGCGUUGCGAACACUUUCAUUUUUAGCGUCUCAUCUUCUCUGGAGAAGCUCAAAUCGAACGGAUAGAGCAGAUGGUCCAACUACAGAACUUCUUCUUUUUCAUUACUUCCAUGGUCGUGCCCCGUGGCACGGCAGCACCCGUACUAUUGAAAUGGUUCGUCAGUAGAGAUGUUCCCACUGGUGCCUCUUUUUCCAAUGGUACUAUAAUUCCUAUUCCUAUCCCUUUAUUCCCUUUUUUGGUCUAUCUACAUUCAAGGAAAUUCAUACGCUCCAUGGACAGAGCAAAAAGUGGAGUGUUGGUCAAAGCAAGCCGCCCUAUUCUAUUACCAGACAAAAUUGGGAGAAGCUCAUCCGCUAGAAAUGCUUUAUUUCGUUUCGUUCCCGUUCUUCAUUUCCUUAUUAUCGAAUCCAUGGGGGACUUGUCAUAUUUAGAAUCUUUCUGCGGUCUGCUCUGUUUACAAUUCUUUCGUACUCUCUUCUCUUUACCACGCGAUAGGUCAGCGAAGCGUGAGCGGGCGCUCCGAAGUAAAGGCCAAACACUUCGGCCUAAGGGGAAUGAGCAACAAAAUGACAAGAUGAGGUGCCCCGGGCACCCCCAUAUAGAAAGAAGGGUCGAAGGUUUUGGGCCUGUAGCUUUCCCCGCCCCCCCCUCGUCGAGUGGUGCUUGUUUGGGGGGUGUGCCACCUGAAAUCGGGCUUGAAGCUCUCGCCUUACCAACGAGCCGACUGUUGAUGGCUGUUGGUCACGACUACUACAAAAAAGUGAAGAUGAAUCUUUCUAUUUCACAUGGAGGAGUGUGCAUCUUUAUGUUGGGUGUUCUUCUGUCUAAUACGAAUAAGAUACAGUUCACUCAACGAUUGCCUUUGGGUCCCGAACUCCAUAUGGGGAAGGAACGUUGUUGUUUGCGAGGUCUCGAUCAUUUACAUGGACCCACUUCUCAUUCCAUUUGUGGGAAUUUUUUGAUUUAUAAACCGUCCCCAACGAGCGAAAGGUUCAUGUUUGAACAUGAUGAAUCACUUCGUGCCGACCUGUUGCCCAUAAACUUUCCUGCCUCAUAUGAGAAUGGAAAACUGGAAGAUUUUCUGCAUCGGUGGAUGAAGAAUCACGAACAUAAGAAUUUCUGGUUUAGCAUGUUCCCAGAAAGAAGAUACUUUUUUUCCAUUCGAGAAACGAGGAGUACGACUGAAGUGGCUAUACAUACAAAUCCAUUUACGGAUCUAUAUGCUCCGAUUGGAACUGGAAGUUCCAGAACUGGCGGCUGGUAUACCACCAUAAUGAAAUUGCCUUUUAUUUUUAGUAUUCGGAUAGGAUUUCUGUUGGCUUCAUCGGGAGGCUCGCGUAGUUUGUUACGUCAACUCCAAAAGGAUAAGUUGCAUUGGAAUCGAGAAAGUUUCGUUCAUAAUUGCAUUAAAGGAGACUAUGUUUGGGACCGGUCUGGGUUCGGCUCAUCAACUCGAACGGUCAAUGCUGGCCUGAUACCAGCAUCGUUAUACGUCACAAGUUGGGGUGGUUGAACAGGAAAAACAACAAGGCAGGCGAUAGGAAAAAGCAAAGGGGAACUGGUUAAAACUAAACAAGGAAAGGAACCGAACCGUUGGGAUAUGCGAAUUCGAUUACCAGAUCGGAUUGGAGGAAAAAGCAAUAGUCCCUCCACAUGAUAUUUCUCAUAUAUAGAUCCAAAUCCAUUGCUGCGAACGGCUGCUCGUAAUCGGCAUGAUAGCGAAGCGAGCUCCUUUACGAGUACUACGAAGCGAGGCCUACAUUCCUUUUACGCGCUCAUCUUCUUUGACCCGGUAUGAGAGAAGAGCUCGGCCUGCUUAGCCAUCAGUUAGUGCCGAUGCAUGACUUCCAUUCGAAGACAGGAACGGUACUUCCAACGGCUCAUCGCGGAUGUCAAGGGUACGGGUGAAAUCUAUUCAAUGGUUGUAUUGGCAAGGCAUGCUUGUGAUUGGCAUGUUCCGAGAAGAGCACGGCUAAGGGCAAAGCAGACAAGGCACGGGUCCUAUCCGCGGAUUCGCAAUAGUUCUAGUUCCUCGAAAGGACAUCGUUCGCUUGCGGCUGAAGUGGAGAUACGGCAGUAGUUCCUAUCCGGUUUUCAACGGCUAAGGGUCGGUCCAUAGAACCCUCGGUUUCGGCUUUCCUAGUCGGCUUUUUCCACGAGUUGGAUCGUAUAAUGAUGAUCGGAACUGAUUCCUUUCCUUCCUAUCCGAAUACCGGAAACGGCCUUCCUAUUUGGAAAAUCCUAUCCUGGUUCUGUUUCUGUGUAAGCAACUAUUGCCUUACUUGAGGAUGAGUUUUCCCCUUGCUUUGCAACAACCAAAUUCCCUUUUCUUCCAAGCAAAGCAAGACCUAUUCCUUUCAAAAUUCGUACUUCUGCAAAGCUUUAGGGGUUUAGAGAAAGGGUCUUUCUUUCUACCUAUGACGAAUAACUUCUUAUUAUCAUGGCGACAGGCAUUGUAAACCUACUUUUCCUACCUCCAGAUGAGGAGGCCUUAGGACAAACAUUCCGAAGUCACUGGAACGGCAGUGAUGUGAUCCUGUGUCAAAGUAGAGCAGUAGCGAUAGUGAAUUACUAUUCUCAUUAACAAUAGGGCCUUUCUUCCGAUCUUAUCCAAUUCGUUACGUUUUCUGAUUGCACUACUUCCUUCUAAUCCAACAAUUUGAAACCUAAUCUAUAAUAUCCUAAUCCAUUAAUGAAUGCGAUCUUCCCGUUUAUCUCCAUCUGCAGGGCUAGGAUUUCUUCUUCUCGAUAGUGAUGAGGCUAGUGCUCCUUCUCUUCUUCCCAAUUCCUGGAAGCCUUCUACUCCUCGAAACCCUGUCUUUUGUUUGAUUUAGUUACAGAUGGACUAUCAAAGAUAUUGGCUAGAGGUCAAGAUGCUGGGUGCCAUGGAUCGAGUGAUCAAAUCAGAAUAGUUUUCAAAGUGAAAUGUUGCUCCUAAGAAAACUCGUAUAGUAGUCUCAUUGGCCUUCGUCGAUGGGACAAACGCGGAAGUGUAUGCGUUACAAGGCAACUAGCAUUUUGUUUUGUCAUGGAAUGAAAGAAUGUUCUUGUUUUUCGUUGGAAAAACCAACGCCGACGUCAAGAUCAGUCUCCUUUCUCUUUUCGGGAGCAGAGCUUCAAAAGAAGGACAGUAACGAUCGCGUAAUAUCAAUUUAUCGGCCUCGUCAUCGAAAGCGGCUUCCAAUUGCUCGGAAAUUCUCAGCUAUAUGGGGGACUUUGAUGGUGAGCAAAAAGAAUUGAUCAAGAAAUUGGUAAACUUUCGCAUGAUCGAUGGUAAAAGAACGAGAGUUCGUGCUAUUGUUUAUAAAACUUUUCACCGCCUAGCUCGAACUGAACGCGAUGUAAUCAAACUUAUGGUUGACGCCGUAGAUAAUAUAAAGCCAAUAUGCGAAGUGGUCAAAGUAGGAGUCGCAGGUACUAUUUAUGAUGUUCCUGGGAUUGUAGCCAGGGAUCGUCAACAAACCUUAGCUAUUCGUUGGAUCCUUGGAGCAGCUUUCAAACGACGUAUAAGCUACAGGAUAAGCUUAGAGAAAUGUUCAUUUGCUGAGAUACUGGAUGCUUACCGAAAGAGGGGAAUUUCACGUAAGAGAAGGAAGAAUCUUCAUGGACUGGCUUCCACCAAUCGGAGUUUCGCGCAUUUCAGAUGGUGGUAAAGUGAUACCACAUAAGGAGCUCUUCCUCAUUCAGUCAUACUCAACAAAAGUCAGAAAUGUUUGACCCUGAUCCUUUUUUCAUCUUCAUAUAGAAAGAAAAUCGGCCUUCCUCAUACUCCCCC